Phytophthora sojae is the source of this 843-nucleotide messenger RNA. RefSeq lists its product as hypothetical. Bases 1 to 843 code for a protein of 280 amino acids. The record is from RefSeq and is a predicted model, not a curated record. The transcript is spliced from 3 exons. NCBI's taxonomy places the organism in Eukaryota, Oomycota, Peronosporomycetes, Peronosporales, Peronosporaceae.
AUGUCCAAGACUCAGCAGCGCAUGCUCCGCUUCCCCUGGCAAUCCGAGAUCAACGGCAAAACGCCCCGAGUUAUGCUGGUCAAGUGGCUGGCCUCCAACCACGACGCUUACUUCCGCGCAAACAACCUUGCCGAAGUUGUGGAGAGAUUCCGCCUGCGGUUGGUGGCGGCUGGCUUUCGGGGGUGUACCAUCGAUGAGAUUCAGACGGAGAUCACCGGCUUAGUUAGCAAUGACCCAAUACUACAAUGGCUGCAGCCUGGGCACACCGGUCAAAGCCGGAUGGACAUCCUCGUGGCCUGGCUGGGAGAGAACCAAGCUGCCUACGCUCGGGCUAAACUGGCCAAGUCGAAAGAGCGACUGCUAGCCCCACUUGUCGCCCAAAUCGUGGGCAUUGGGUUUUCGAAUUGCAAGGCGCGUGACCAGCGGAUCCACAUCAAACACCUAAAAGAGCAUUGCUUCCGACGAUCUUCCCGUCUGAGCGACGCGGAAAGCCUGCACCCAAGGUCGGUCGCAAGAAGCUUUCAGCGACCAGCAAUCCGCGCCGCGCAAACCACCUACGCCGUGCAAGCUGCCCCCGACUUUGAUCACGAAAGCGCUUCCUCUACCGAACCUCCGAUCAAGGCCGAGCUUGGAUUUCCGGAUGGCUCGGUGCACGCCCCAUUCCUCAUGUACGGUGAUGACGACGACGAUCGCCCGAAGAGGGACGCGGUCCCAGCUAAUACGCUAACACUCGACGAGAUUCAUCGGCUCGAAGCACUCAUUGAUGCCAGACUCAAGUUCGGCGGGAAGAAGACGCUCUCGCAAGAGGAGAUCGACCUCUACUUCCCAAAGCCCAGGAAGUGA